This is a messenger RNA of Orycteropus afer afer, 1332 nucleotides long. NCBI's taxonomy places the organism in Eukaryota, Metazoa, Chordata, Mammalia, Tubulidentata, Orycteropodidae. The record is from RefSeq and is a predicted model, not a curated record.
AUGGAGUCCACAGCCUACCCUCUCAAUUUGACUCUUAAGGAAGAGGUAGAGGAAGAAGAGAUUCAGAGCCAGGAACUGGAAGAUGGCCACUCGGAUAUGCAGAAAGUGCGAAUCUGCUCAGAGGGUGGAUGGGUACCAGCCCUAUUUGAUGAGGUGGCCAUAUAUUUUUCCGAUGAGGAGUGGGAAGUUUUGACGGAGCAACAAAAGGCCCUCUACCGGGAAGUCAUGAGGAUGAAUUAUGAAACUGUCCUGUCCCUGGAAUUCCCAUUCCCUAAGCCAGACAUGAUCACUCGGCUGGAAGGGGAGGAAGAGUCUCAGAAAUCCAAAGCAUGGCAGCUCCAAGGAGGAACAUUCGCAGAAAAUGAAGACAUGGAUAUGAAGCCUCCAGAUUGGGCAGGUCCAGUGAAUGCCGCCUCCCAGUUCCCUCGCACCUCACCUUCACACCUCGACAACUUCGGCCUCCGUCUGCCGCGCGACCUCACAGAGCUGCCCGAGUGGAGCGAGGGGUACCCCUUCUACAUGGCCAUGGGCUUCCCUGGAUAUGACCUCUCAGCUGAUGAUAUUGCUGGGAAGUUUCAGUUCAGUCGGGGCAUGCGUCGUAGUUAUGACGCAGGGUUCAAGUUAAUGGUGGUGGAAUAUGCCGAGAGCACCAACAACUGCCAGGCUGCCAAGCAGUUCGGAGUAUUGGAAAAAAAUGUCCGAGACUGGCGCAAAGUAAAGCCGCAGCUCCAAAACGCCCACGCCAUGCGGCGGGCAUUCCGGGGCCCCAAGAAUGGCAGGUUUGCUCUGGUGGACCAGCGUGUGGCUGAAUACGUCAGAUAUAUGCAGGCCAAAGGAGACCCUAUCACCAGGGAGGCGAUGCAGCUGAAAGCCCUGGAAAUUGCCCAGGAAAUGAACAUUCCAGAGAAAGGGUUCAAGGCAAGCUUGGGUUGGUGUCGAAGAAUGAUGAGAAGGUAUGACUUAUCUUUGAGACAUAAGCUAGAAUUUUUUAGGGUCUUGUUUAAUGACCUUCCCCUUAUUUUCAUUAUUAUAUUUAAUGAUAAGGAGCUCUGCUUCUCUGUUUCUCAGGCUGCCUGAAGAAGUAGUCACCAUAAAUUAUCUGCUGUCUAAUUGGUACAAGGCCCACUGACUCAUCUGAUACUUGUUUUGUUAAUUUCUGUAAUGAUAUUUUUUCACAUGGGUGGUGGGAGAGCUUGAACCUUUAGCCACAGUUAUUUCAGGACUUCUGAUCUUCUAUUUUUAUACUAUAGUUACUUGCAUUCCCACAUAACGAGUAUUACGAAAACAUUCCUUCAAAACUAUCUGCUUCAAAAAUAUACCAGAACUGCGUAG